AUGCUCUCCCGCCUCAUCUGCUAUCCUCUCCCGUUUCAUCUGCUAUUCUCUUCAGCCUCACCUGCUAUCCUCUCCCGCCUCACCUGCUAUUCUCUUCCGCCUCACCUGCUAUCCUCUGUCGCCUCACCUGCUAUCCUCUUCAGACUCACCCGCGAUCCUCUUCCGCCUCACCUGCUAUCCUCUCUCGCCUCAUCUGCUAUCCUCUCUCCCCUCAUCUGCUAUUCUCUUCCGCCUCACCCGCGAUCCUCUUCCGCCUCAUCUGCUAUCUUCUUCCGUCUCACCUGCUAUCCUCUCCCGCCUCACCUGCUAUGUUUUCCCUCUUCAUCUGCUAUCCUCUUCCGCAGCAUCGCUGAAUAUCUAUCUAUCUAUCUAUCUAUCUAUCUAUCUAUCUAUCUAUCUAUCUAUCUAUCUCAGUCUGUUUAUGUAUCUAUCAAUCUCAAUCUAUCUAUCUAUCUAUCUAUCUAUCUAUCUAUCUAUCUAUCUAUCUAUCUAUCUCAGUCUGUUCAUUAUCUAUCUAUCUAUCUAUUCCUUAUUAAGUUACAUGCCUUGAAUUAUUUAACCCCGCAAAUUUCUUCAGAAAAAAAUAUACGGAUAUCUGAAAGAGAUGCAUAUCUGCAUAUUCAGUUAUUGAUGAUGUUGAAUGUUCAAUCUAUCUAUAUAACCGCAAAAACCCGUAUCUAUCUAUAUAACCGCAAAACCCCGUAUCUAUCUAUCUAUCUAUCUAUAUAUCUAUCUAUCUAUCUAUCUGUCCGCGGUUAUCCCGUAUCUAUCUAUCUAUCUAUAGACAGAUAG
Acanthosepion pharaonis is the source of this 792-nucleotide messenger RNA. Lineage: Eukaryota; Metazoa; Mollusca; Cephalopoda; Sepiida; Sepiidae. The record is from the annotation of a GenBank genome assembly.